This is a messenger RNA of Microthlaspi erraticum, 1674 nucleotides long. The record is from the annotation of a GenBank genome assembly. Lineage: Eukaryota; Viridiplantae; Streptophyta; Magnoliopsida; Brassicales; Brassicaceae.
AUGAAGAAGCCGGCUAAUUUGGAACUGGGUCUCCUCUUAGGCUUAUCGAUUUGGCUCGCGGUUUCGCAAGAAGCGCACGGACUGAGACCCAUAAGGGAGACCGCUCGAUCCUGGGGUGACCAGUGGCUCUAUGGCAAAAAAGAAGAAAACGGGGCAGGACCGUUUGCUGCCUGGAAUAUAACAGGAACAUAUAGAGGCAACUGGAAGUUUCUUGAUACCGUAAAUAGCUCUUCAAAGUUCCCAGACUUGAGAAAAGAAAACGGUAAUUCUGUCGUUGAGCUAGUCACAAGUCCAACCAAGAUCACUGGUGUGCAUUAUGUUCAGGGUGCGGUUGUUUUCCAUGAUGUAUUUGACAAUGAACACAAUGUGGGAGGUGCUCAGAUAAAAGUGGAAGGUGUUUAUAUCUGGCCCUUUAGGCAGCUCCGUCUUGUUGCUUAUAGCGGGAAGAAGACUGAGUCAGGACUAGAAGACGAUUAUCUUCUCUCCAACCCUUAUCACCUGCUCGGAGUGUUUUCCUCCCAAGUAUUUCAAGAAUCUCCAAGAGACAGAAUUUUGAAACACAAGACUUCUCCAAUAUAUGAGAUGGAGAAGCACUGUAAUAUCGAAAUUGCAGCUCAGAUAUCACAAGCCGCUUCCAGUGAAAAUAAUGGGGAAAAAGAAUAUUAUCAUAUCGAAGGAUUGAUGGAAAGUCCUGCAGUAGAUGAUGACGGAGAUUGUUUCUCGCCCUUGCUGCUCAAUGCAACCUCCAUAAACGUUGAAGUCUACUACAACAAAGCUGUCAACUAUACGUUGAUGGUCACUUUUGUCUCGUUCCUCCAGGUUCUUUUGUUGAUCCGGCAAAUGGAGCACAGUAACACACAAUCCGGUGCUGCAAAGGUCUCUAUUGUAAUGAUCGGGCAGCAAGCCAUCGUGGAUUCUUAUUUAUGUCUUUUACACCUCACAGCCGGGAUUUUAGUUGAAUCACUUUUUAAUGCGUUUGCAACAGCAGCCUUCUUCAAAUUCGUAGUGUUUUCGAUAUUUGAGAUGAGAUAUCUGUUGGCCAUAUGGAAAGCAAACAGGCCUUCAAACAGUGGCGAGGGGUGGGAGACGAUGAGGCGUGAGCUCUCCUUCCUCUACAGCCGCUUCUAUGGAAUCCUUCUUGGAGGCAUAUUGAUUAUGUACGAGUUCCACAGCUACAUGCGCCCAAUCCUCCUUGUCAUGUACUCCUUUUGGAUUCCGCAGAUCAUUGCAAACGUUGUUCGUGACUCUAGAAAGCCUCUGCAUCCGUAUUAUAUCUUAGGGAUGACGGUCACACGGCUUGCUAUACCCUUGUAUGUUUUUGGAUGCCCCAAGAACUUCAUGCGUGUAGAGCCCAGCAAGGCCUGGUGUUUAGGUCUCUGCGCCUUCAUUGGCUUCCAAGCUGCUCUUCUUCUUCUUCAGCAUUAUUUUGGGUCACGUUGCUUCAUCCCUCGGAAGAUGCUACCUGAGAAAUACAGCUACUACAGAAGAUUUGAUCAAGGUGUAAACAGAAGCAGGGACUGCGUCAUCUGCAUGGCCACGAUUGAUGUCAGGCACCGUAGCAAUGAUUGCAUGGUAACGCCGUGUGAGCACUUGUUCCACUCGGGAUGCUUGCAGAGAUGGAUGGACAUAAAGAUGGAGUGCCCAACAUGUCGUCGCACACUUCCUCCAGCUUAA